Molecule: messenger RNA, 1913 nt
Organism: Tarenaya hassleriana
Lineage: Eukaryota; Viridiplantae; Streptophyta; Magnoliopsida; Brassicales; Cleomaceae
Product: GMP synthase [glutamine-hydrolyzing]-like
Exons: 6
Coding region: 157-1761 (534 amino acids)
Biological process (GO): GMP biosynthetic process
Cellular component (GO): cytosol
Molecular function (GO): ATP binding; GMP synthase (glutamine-hydrolyzing) activity; GMP synthase activity
Source: RefSeq, a predicted model, not a curated record
GCAAAACCCUAGUUUCUGUAUAUUCUGAGCUCACUUCCCGCCAAGCCUCUCCUGUCCAUAAACUCAGAAAAACCCUAGUCCCUCAUCCUCCUCAAGCUCCAAAACCCCAUAGCCUCUCUCCACUCUUACCACUUGUUCCGACCAAAACCUGAAGCCAUGGACUCAUCACCUUCGAACCCUGAUCUUGUCCUGAUUCUUGACUAUGGUUCUCAGUACACCCACCUCAUCACUCGCCGUAUUCGGUCUCUCAACGUUUUCUCCCUCUGCAUCACCGGAUCCUCCUCGCUCAAAACCAUCUCAACCCUAAACCCACGAGUCGUCAUCCUCUCGGGAGGACCUCACUCGGUCCACGCGCCUGACGCGCCGAGUUUCCCAGACGGGUUCGUUGAGUGGGCCGAGUCGAACGGUGUCCAUGUCUUGGGUGUUUGCUAUGGCUUGCAUCUGAUCGUGCAGAAACUCGGAGGUGAUGUCAGAGAUGGUGAGAGCAAGGAAUAUGGGAGGAUGGAGAUUGAAGUGAAGGGCAAAUCUGCGAUUUUCGGACCGGAGAGUGCCGGAAAAAGACAAGUUGUUUGGAUGAGCCACGGCGACGAGGCGGUGAAGUUGCCGGAGGGUUUUGAGGUUGUGGCGGAGAGCGAGCAAGGAGCCAUCGCCGCCAUUGAGAACCAGAAGAGGAGGUUUUAUGGCUUACAGUAUCACCCUGAGGUGACACAUUCACCCCAAGGAAUGGAGACUCUUCGGCAUUUCCUCUUCGAUGUAUGUGGAGUUUCUGCUGGUUGGAAGAUGGAGAAUCUGUUGGAAGAAGAGGUUAAAGUGAUAAACAAAACUGUCAGUGCUGAUGAACAUGUCAUCUGUGCCUUGUCAGGAGGUGUAGAUUCCACCGUGGCAGCAACUCUUGUUCACAAAGCGAUCGGAGAUAGGCUUCAUUGUAUCUUUGUCGAUAACGGGUUAUUGAGAUACAAGGAGAGAGAACGUGUGAUGGCGACCUUCGAGAAAGAUUUGCAUCUACCUGUAACGUGUGUGGAUGCAUCGGAGCAGUUUUUGAGUCAACUGAAAGGUGUAGUAGAUCCCGAGACAAAAAGGAAGAUCAUUGGAAAGGAGUUCAUCAACAUCUUUGAUCAAUUUGCACAUGAUUUGGAGCAGAAGCUCGGGAAGAAACCCACUUAUCUAGUCCAAGGGACUCUCUACCCGGAUGUGAUAGAGUCAUGUCCGCCUCCAGGGACCGACAGAACUCACUCUCACACCAUCAAAAGCCAUCAUAACGUUGGUGGACUCCCUAAGGAUAUGAAACUGAAGCUCAUCGAGCCACUCAAGCUUCUUUUCAAGGAUGAGGUCCGUGAGCUCGGGAGAAUCUUGAAUGUUCCUCAAGGAUUCUUGAAGAGACACCCGUUCCCAGGUCCAGGACUCGCUGUCCGAGUCCUGGGGGAUGUCACAGAAGGAGAUGCUCUAGAUGUUCUCCGUCAGGUUGAUGAAAUUUUCAUCCAGUCAAUCAAAGAAGCGGGUCUCUACGAUUCAAUCUGGCAAGCCUUUGCGGUGUUCUUGCCCAUAAAGUCUGUCGGAGUCCAAGGCGAUAAGAGAACUCAUUCCCAUGUCGUCGCUCUCCGUGCUGUCACAAGCCAAGACGGGAUGACAGCAGAUUGGUUCAGCUUUGAACACAAGUUUCUGGACGAUGUUUCGAGAAAGAUAUGCAACAGCGUUAGGGGCGUCAACCGUGUGGUUCAAGACAUCACUUCUAAGCCUCCUUCCACCAUUGAAUGGGAAUAAAUUAUAUUAUAUUAUUUGGAUCAUUCAUUGUUAUACGCACUAGUGGUGGACACCAUGUUUGAUUUUCCUAUAAAAAUAAUAUAUAUAUAUAUAUAUCAUUCUGUAAAACAUUCGAGAUACAGUAAUACAUGUGUGUGAAUUAAAGUCUCUUA